GUGAAUUAUUCCCAUUGAGUAGCCAAAAAAAUCUUAAAAACAGAUUUGAAAAAACAAAAACCAAAUCAAGGAAGGGACAAGGACAGGGAGUGAUUGUUGGUAAAGGCAAGAGGAAGAAGAAAAAAGGGUGUCUGUGGAUAAGAAUUGAACACCACACGUGUGAAUCAUGUCCACUUCAACAUGCUUCUCUUCCCUUCCUCUACCUUCUUUCACCAAAACCAAAUCAUCUCCAAUGUGCAGCAUGAGUAAGGAUCCAGUUCGUGAUUGGAUUCUGUCCGAAGGAAAAGCUUCAAAGAUAACCAAAAUUAGUCCUGUUGGUGGUGGUUGUAUCAAUUUCGCGAAUCGCUAUGACACUGAUGCUGGUUCUUUCUUUGUUAAAACAAACAGGAGUAUUGGAGAAUCAAUGUUUGAGGCUGAGGCUCUUGGUUUAGAAGCUAUGUAUGAAACCGGGACAAUCUGUGUGCCUAAGCCAUAUAAGGUUGGACCGCUACCGGCAGGUGGUUCUUUCAUCAUUAUGGAAUUCAAAGAAUUUGGGGGAUCUCGAGGCAAUCAGUCUGUUCUAGGGAGGAGGCUUGCUCAAAUGCAUAAGUCUGGAAAAUCUAGUAAAGGCUUCGGUUUCGACGUUGAUAAUACCAUUGGCAGUACUCCACAGAUAAAUACCUGGUCAUCAGAUUGGAUUCAGUUUUAUGGAGAACAUCGAUUAGGUUACCAGUUGCAGCUGGCAUUAGACCAAUAUAGUGACAGAACCAUUUUUGAAAAAGGGCAGAUACUAGUGAAAAACAUCGCACCGCUGUUUGACAAUGUGGUGAUUGAACCAUGCUUGCUACAUGGAGAUCUAUGGAGUGGAAACAUAAGCUCCGACAAAAAUGGAGAACCUGUCAUAUUGGACCCAGCAUGUUAUUAUGGACACAAUGAGGCAGAAUUCGGUAUGUCUUGGUGUGCUGGCUUUGGAGGCUCAUUCUAUAAUUCUUAUUUUGAGGUAAUGCCUAAACAGCCAGGCUUUGAGAAGAGAAGAGACCUAUAUAUGUUGUAUCACUAUUUAAAUCAUUAUAAUCUCUUUGGUUCUGGAUAUAGAUCAUCUGCCAUGUCUAUCAUUGAUGAUUAUCUAGCUUAUUUAAAAGCUUAGGUUAGCAAAAUCAUUGACAAGCUUAUUCAAAAUUAUUGAAAAUCAUUAAAUAAUGUUGAGUUCGAGUCUUGUAAAUAAUAUAGCUGUUACAAGAAUUAUUUCUUAUUACAUAGAUCUAUUUGACUCAA
This is a messenger RNA of Cicer arietinum (chickpea), 1254 nucleotides long. RefSeq names its product protein-ribulosamine 3-kinase, chloroplastic. The record is from RefSeq and is a predicted model, not a curated record. Lineage: Eukaryota; Viridiplantae; Streptophyta; Magnoliopsida; Fabales; Fabaceae.